UGCUCUAUCGGCCACCCAAGACAAAGCCUCACCUCCUACUCCUUUGCUUUAACCUUCCAUUGUGUGGUUCCAACCCUUUGAGCAGUGGCUUUCUCCUCCUCCCUCCAUGAAGAGUUCUAGUGGUGGCUCAGCAGCUAAGAUGGAGAGGAAGACAGUGGAGAAGAACAGGAGAAUGCACAUGAAAAGCCUCUGCAUGAAGCUCGCCUCUCUCAUCCCAAAAGAACACAUAAGCACCUCCAAGGAUGUUUUGACACAACAAGAUCACUUGGAUGUGGCCACAUCGUACAUUAAAAAGCUUCAAGAUAGGAUUGAAAACUUGAAGCAAAGGAGGGAAUUGCGAACAAGCAUCGAUGGAAUCAACAACGAUAUGAGCAGUGGGAUGACGAUAGGCAUUAGGCUGCCCGUGAUUGAAGUAAGACAUCAAGAUUCGAACUUGGAGGUCGUUUUGAUAAGUGGGCUUGACAAGAGGUUCAUGUUCCAUGAGGUGAUCAGUAUCCUUGAGGAAGAAGGCGCAGAAGUUGUCAGUGCAAGCUUCUCUGCUGUUGGUGACAAGAUCUUUCACGUAAUUCACUCCAAGGCAGUUAGCUCUAGAAUCGGCUUGGAGGUUUCAAGGGUAUCUGAGAGACUAAAGGAGUUGGUUCAAUGAUCAAUUGUAGAUCCUCAAGAAGCUGCAACCCUAGAAACCAGAUCGAAAAGCAAAUUCGAUAAAAGGGGAAGGAACACAUUGAACAGAGUUAUGAGUUAUAAUUUCCCUUGAAGCAUGAUUCUGAUGGCGAAAUGGGAAAAGAUCGUUGACAACUGCAGUCAAUAGCAUAGAACAUAGAGAAGGGAUUACUCUCUUGUAUUGGUAGCUGUGGCUUUGAUGAUGCUCAAAAAAACUUCUCUUUUCGCUCUUUAGUACAUGGGUAUACUAGGAGGUUUGUACCUUGCUCUGGAGCAGCAAUGGGUAUUAAGAAGCUCGAGAUAUAAUGCCAACUUUGAAGCUCUUUAACUAUGGAUAUGGCAUGAUAGAUAAAUUGUUAAAGCAAUUGCUUCAAUUGGACAUGGAGAAUGAUCAUGUCGUAAUGUAUGCAUUAGCUGAGGCAUAUAAAAUUAUGUCCAUGAAACUUAUAUUGGAGAUCAAUAACAUACACUCGCAUGUGUGCAAGUAA
Phoenix dactylifera (date palm) is the source of this 1151-nucleotide messenger RNA. Its product is annotated as transcription factor bHLH162. Gene Ontology annotation, molecular function: RNA polymerase II transcription regulatory region sequence-specific DNA binding; DNA-binding transcription factor activity, RNA polymerase II-specific; protein dimerization activity. Gene Ontology annotation, biological process: regulation of transcription by RNA polymerase II. The record is from RefSeq and is a predicted model, not a curated record. NCBI's taxonomy places the organism in Eukaryota, Viridiplantae, Streptophyta, Magnoliopsida, Arecales, Arecaceae. Gene Ontology annotation, cellular component: RNA polymerase II transcription regulator complex.